Messenger RNA from Girardinichthys multiradiatus, 2397 nucleotides. RefSeq names its product tumor necrosis factor receptor superfamily member 16-like. Gene Ontology annotation, molecular function: coreceptor activity; death receptor activity; nerve growth factor binding. The record is from RefSeq and is a predicted model, not a curated record. The transcript is spliced from 6 exons. Gene Ontology annotation, biological process: Rho protein signal transduction. Gene Ontology annotation, cellular component: cell surface; plasma membrane. Bases 121 to 1179 code for a protein of 352 amino acids. Lineage: Eukaryota; Metazoa; Chordata; Actinopteri; Cyprinodontiformes; Goodeidae.
AGAAACAACAAUCCGUGCCUCUGGAAUUAAGAUGAGCACUUCUGCUAAACGGCUGUCCUCCACUUAGCGCCGCAUUUCUCUGCUCAAUAUCUGUUUCAUGACUCCUACACACGAAGAAGGAUGACUACUACUACCUUACCGCUGGUGAUUCUGUGCGCGUUGGCGAUGUCAGUGCUGGCAUCCAAGACUGAGCGGGCCUUGAAUGUUGACUGUGACUCUGGCAAGUUCACCGACAGUGGGGAAUGCUGCAUAGACUGUCCACCUGGAGAGGGAAUGGUGAAGGAAUGUGGCGCCACUCAGACUCUCUGUGCUCAGUGUUUGGACAGUGAGACUUACUCAGAGAACUACAGCCUCACAGAGAGGUGCAUGCCAUGCACUCAGUGUACCGGCCUGAUGCGGAUGGAUACGCCCUGCACCGACUCCAAUGAUGCCAAAUGUGUCUGCAACUACAACUUCUACUUCAACAGUGUCACUGAACAAUGUGAGCCGUGCACUGUGUGCCCGUUGGGACAGGGCGUUUACUCUCACUGUGAGCCUUACCACGACACAGUGUGUGAGGAGUGUGUGGAUGAAACCUUUUCUGACCGGGAAAGCUACCUGGAACCCUGUUUACCCUGCACCAUAUGUGAGGAAGACAUUGAGAUUAAGCUGGCUGAGUGCACGCCCACCAGUGACUCCAUCUGCCACAAUCCAAACCUUCCUACAUACCUUUCUACCACAAAUGAUCUGUUAACAUCGUCCUUCCCUGAUUACCCCUUCCCGGGUGCCUCCAACAGCCCUUUGCCAAGUGGAGAGACAACCAAUUCUAGCGGCGGUGCUCCUCACUUUCUUGGCCGCGGCCUCAACGAAAAGCUCAUUCCUAUUUACUGCUCUAUCCUGGCUGCUAUGUUGGUUGGCCUGGUGGCGUUCAUUGUGUUUAAGAGCUGGAAUAGUUGCAAGCAAAACAAGCAAGCAGCUAAUAACCGCGCCGCUACAAACAACCAGAUGGUAACACCGGAGGGAGAGAAGCUGCACAGCGACAGCGGCAUCUCAGUAGACACUCAGAGUCUGCAGGAGCAACAGCAGCAGCACGCACAGGCUGAAGCCCAGCCUCUGCCAUCACGCUCACAUACACAAGAGCAAAUUGUGGUGAGGGUGGAUGGAAGCCCCAAGCCUGACUCGCCUCCACCCAAAGUCUGAAGAAGAUGAAGAAGAGAUGGCAGGGUCCAGAAACAGAAGGAAGGGGGUGCCACGCAGAGAAUGUAAAAACAGACGUUGAUUCAUAAUUCAAGUGGCCACAGAAAAACUUACACAGACCUUCCAAUAUGCUUGGGGCAACUGUUUGAGACUCUUCAUCCCUGCAUGUUGAGUCAAACUGUCAUAUAUCGUGCCUGGACACAACAGCUAUGGCAAUAUCAAACACAAGAACCAGUAUAAUGACAUGCAACAUAGUUAUUAGGAGCUGCCAGUUUAACGCAUACUACCCUUUUAACUUUUCAGUUUUACUUUUAAGUCCGUGUUCAGCUGCCAUGUAACGUUUGUAUUAUUUUAUUUCUCUUUACUUUGAGUACAGUUUUUCCCCUCCUGUAUUUGUCUGUGGCAUCCCACUGACAGUCCUUCUCCAUAGGAUUAACUCUGUUUGACACACAUUGACAUCAGCAAUACAAAAAGUGGCAGGGGUGCCAUGAGUCAUUCCCAGUUUCUCCUGAAAUCUCUUCCUACUGUAUCAUUCAAUGACCAAUUUUUAAAUGAAAUGUUUGUUUCAUUGUUUGAGAAUGGCUAUGAGGACUCGUCCAGGCGAGUCAUGUUUUGAUGAGACUUCACUUAUUUAGCCUGCACAAUAAUUAACUCGUUUUCUUGAAUAAUUAGACAUCUCUUCAUGUGUAGACAAGCUCCCUCUCUAGCAGUGCCUCCAGGGAUUGUAUUUCAGCAACUUCAUGUUCAUAACGUUGGUAUCAUGUUUGUGGUACUUUCAUUUCGUGGCUUCAGUUACAUAUCUUAAUCAGCAGGCUGCCUUCACUUUUGCUCUAUGAAGCCUGGAUGUGCAACAUGAGAGGAACAUCUCUGGACUGUGGAGCUGACUCACCAAGAUGAGUCGUCUGAAGAGAAACGGGGGGGAAGCCUUUAGCGAAGCCAAAAAAACAAAAAAGAAUCAUGACUGCUAAUUAAACUGCUUAAAUGAGCUUGGGACUGGAAAAUAAAUUCUGCAAGAGAAAUCCCAUCCACAAAAGCCAAAAAUUGGGGCACCCCUCAGAGGAAGCCGGGACUUCCACCCUCAUAUGUUUACUCCUUCAGGAAGGCAUACAGCCUCUGCUUUGUUGCAAAGCAACAACACAUGGCUUACCUAGGAGGCAGGUAGUAAUUACCUCAGGGUUUUAGCUUCAUUUACUCUCUACGCGCUAUGCGAUUCUUGCUGAA